AAACUACAGCAGGUCUGAGGACACAUUGAGGAAGGCUUACUCACUACAGAGAACACAGUGUAUUGACAGGAUCUGAAUGAUGGCAUGGUGCCGGUUUGAUUCUUACCACUUAAUAUUUCUUCUGAUGCUGGCUUCAACAGAAUGCAGAAAGUGUAGUGUUUUAAAUGUUGAUGCAGUGCUGAAUUCAGUAGUUACACUUACAUGCCCUUUAACAACAUGGCCUGAAGCCACACAGGUCAUUUGGGAAGUUCUUCAAGGUGAAAGAGCAGAAAGAGUUGGUAACUGCUCCUCAUCCUGCACCACAGGAGCUAUUAACAACAGAACCCAGAAACCUCUAUGUAAAGUAAGAGCUGUGGAAGAUUUAGAAAAAGGAACUGGAUCACUGAUCAUUAGUCCUGUGGCGAUCACAGAUGCGGUUUGGUAUCGUUGUACAGUGCAAAACAGAACUGGGCCUUACUGUUCUGAAAUAAAGAUUUCAGUCAAAGAUGAGCCUCAACUUCAGACUUUGAUCAAAGAUUGCAAAAGCAUUGAUCCAUUUGAAGCUGUUCUGAACAAGACAUUUAUGCUUCAAUGUCCUGUGGACAGAUCACAUCUUGAUGCUUCGCAGUUAAUCUGGGGGACUCUUGAAGCAGAUGUGACUAUUCCUAUAACUCGUUGUCCUACAGGCUGCACCUCCAGUGGAGCCCAGAAACCACUAUGUGAGAGAGCAAAAACAAUGAAGAAUGGUUCACUGACUAUCAGUCCUAUGUGGCCCACAGAUACUCAGUGGUUCUGGUGUGCACUUUCAGGGAGUUCCACUUCAUGUUAUAAAUUUAAGCUUAUUGUCAAAGAAAAUGGCUCUACUACUUGGCAAAUUAAAGCUAAAGGUGCAACACAAAGUGCACAGGAGCAAACUGACACAGUAGUCAUUAUGAAUGCCACAAUGCUAAUUAUAACCUCAGCAACCUCUGCUAUCUUCCUUUUGGCCAUACUGGUUGGGGUGUACAUCUAUUUCCAAAAACAGAAAAAGGAAAACACACACAAAGGUAUGGACAUUUUUCCUCACUACCUACCUGUUGUUGCUGAUCUAUUGUGUAGUAAUAGUAUAAUUUAUAUUUAUGUCCUAUAUAUUUUAUAUUUAACCAAUGAUUACCACGAGUGUGCAGUGCUGAGCAACUGGCAGGACAGGUUCAUUUGUGCAUAUUCGAUUUAUGCUCUGCUCGGUUCUUUUGUUUGGUUGCUUCAUCAUGUGUCUUUUUUUAUUCAUGUCUUAUAUCUGCCCCUGUCUUGUUACUGGCUGUUCCCCGACUGUGUGCUGAUUAUUCUCAUAUGUUCUGUGUUUCCCCUUUAAAUUGUUGCGUUAUUUAAACCUUAGUGUGUCACAUCUUUGUGGCAAAGUAUUAUUGCUGUUUUCUUGUGAGCUCGCUAUAGCAAGCCUUGUUCUCUGUUCCAUCUUUAGUUUCUUGCAUCCUGUCUAAUAUCAGCUAUUGUUUUCUUGUGAUCUCACCUUGCCUGCUUCAUCUGUUUGUUAAUCGCCCAACGUCUACCUGUUUGUUGGAUCUUCAUCUUUGUUUUAACCAUUGUGAGAGAUAGUAAUUAACCAAUGUCUGAACAGAAUUAUUCAUUUUUCAUUUGCCCAGUGAUGAAUAAUCUUUAUUAAAUAAAUAUUUUAACCCUAUACAGACCAGAAUAAUUUAAUAAGUUGAUAUCGUCACUAUUAACUGGACCUAAAACAGUUUGGCAUGGCCAUCAAUAGAAAGUUAAUUUCCUUACUCAAGUACUUUCAUGAGCCCUACAUUGCCAUAACAAUACAACCAAAUGAAAACCAAUGGUAGGAAUGUAAACUUUAUUAUUACUACAGUACAAACUAUAUUAUUAAGAUCAGAAAAUAAGACUAGCUGUAGUCAAAAAGUAUGUUAAUAAUAUUAACAUGCUACAAAAAUAAAUAACCAAAAAUAAAAUACAUUAUACAA
Messenger RNA from Hemibagrus wyckioides, 1952 nucleotides. RefSeq lists its product as uncharacterized. The transcript is spliced from 6 exons. Lineage: Eukaryota; Metazoa; Chordata; Actinopteri; Siluriformes; Bagridae. Bases 77 to 1330 code for a protein of 417 amino acids. The record is from RefSeq and is a predicted model, not a curated record.